Molecule: messenger RNA, 1292 nt
Organism: Calliphora vicina (urban bluebottle blowfly)
Lineage: Eukaryota; Metazoa; Arthropoda; Insecta; Diptera; Calliphoridae
Product: putative transferase CAF17 homolog, mitochondrial
Exons: 2
Coding region: 157-1203 (348 amino acids)
Biological process (GO): iron-sulfur cluster assembly
Cellular component (GO): mitochondrial matrix
Molecular function (GO): protein binding
Source: RefSeq, a predicted model, not a curated record
CAAAAAAUUUAAAAUAAAAGCAACAACAAUUUAAAAAAAUAGACAUUAUUUCAUUUGAUUACAACAGAUAAAAUAUUACAAUCGUUUUAUUAUUACAUUAAAAAAAUUCAUUCUCUCAACCAUAUUGUAGUCGUACAAAGAAGUGCUUCAUACAUAAUGAAUUUAAUGCGUAAUCUUAGCCGGCUAACGGAUAUCUCCACCAAAUGGUUACCACGAAGAUGCAUCCAAACAUCGACAGCAGCAAAUACAAAACAAAAUCUUACUAUAGAACAUUUAACGGAACGGCAAAUUAUACGAGUGAAGGGUGAUGAGGUUGUACCGUUUCUGCAGGGUCUCAUAACAAAUGACAUUAAACAUUUACAUCCCACAUCGAACAAGGCCAUUUAUGCCAUGUUCCUGAAUAAAGCUGGACGUGUUAUGUACGAUACCAUCUUAUACAGUACCUCAGAACCGACAAAGAUUCUUAUUGAAUGUGAUAAAAGUAUAGCGAAUGAAUUGCAACGCCAUUUAAGACUAUACAGAGUAAGACGUAAAAUCGAUAUAGAUUCUGUGGAUCAGGAAUUUAAAGUGUGGCAAGCGUAUGAAUCUAACAAAGAGGCACAAACACUUCUGGAAGUACUAAACAAAGAGGAUACAAGUGGUUUAACCUUUACCGCAGAUCCUAGACUAAAACAAUUGGGUGUACGUUUAUUGACUAGUGGCGAUAAAACAUUCUCUGAUCUUGCCAAACUAUUUAUGAGUGGUGUUGUUAAUGCCUCUGAUGCUAACAACUUUCGCUCACACAGAUAUAGCCUGGGUGUAGCUGAGGGCAUAAUCGAUAUGCCUCCAGGAAAGUGUUUCCCUUUGGAAGCAAAUUGUGAUAUUUUGAACGGUGUUAGUUUUCACAAAGGCUGUUAUAUAGGUCAAGAAUUGACUGCGCGUGUUCAUCAUACGGGCAUGAUACGUAAACGUCACAUGCCUGUCAAGUUAACAGCUCCUUUGCCUCCAAAUACCACGGCCACCGUACAUAAUGAAUCUGGAGCAAAUUGUGGUACCAUUUAUGGCAGCACAGCUGAUCGUGCUCUUGGUAUGUUGCGUGUAGAAAACGUUUUGAAGGCAAAACAAUUAUUGAUCAAUGGAAGCGCUUGUUCAACAGAAAAACCUCAAUGGUGGCCACAAGAAUUACAAUCUAAUGUAUCUAAAGAUAUUCGCAAAGAUAUUUGAUAUAAAAUUAAGAAAAUCAAAACCAAAGAUAUAUAAUUUGUUUUGUUGUUGUUGUUAUUAUCAAAUAAAUGAAAUUUUAUUCGAAAAAA